Molecule: messenger RNA, 1416 nt
Organism: Prorocentrum cordatum
Lineage: Eukaryota; Dinophyceae; Prorocentrales; Prorocentraceae
Source: the annotation of a GenBank genome assembly
AUGCGCACCAGGCCACAACGAGCAAUCUUCGGCACGGCAGCCGGCUCUCUCCAUGGUGCGCUUGCCAGCAGCGGCUGCGCUGGCCGGCUCGUGCGGCCAGGUCUCAGCUUCUUGCUGGUCGUCAGCGUGGUGCCUGAAAGCGCUUCAAGCUCAUCACGCUCAGAGGCCAGGGCGCUGACGUCCAUCUGCUCGGACGUCUCGAACUACUGCGACCAAUGGUCGGGCGACUGCACCACGAUGUUCUGCGAGGGGUGUCCCAUGGCAGGCAUCUGCGACACAACUUGCAGUAUCAGCACCAGCAGUACCUGUCCAACGGCCUCCGAGUCGGGCUGCUACCAGGCGAACGACACCCAGACGUCCGCCGUGUGCGCCCAGCUGGCCUGCGAUUCCGUGUGGGUCAAGUCCCCAGGAAGUUGCGACCAAUACUGCGACUUCUGCACCCUCUCCAAGGAGCCAACCUGCUACGUUUGUGAGAACUUCCUGCCCACUGACUGCGAAUACCCCGACUCCGAAAUAGGAGCCUACUGCUUCACGGACUGCUCGAUCGACUACUGCGUGGCAACGUCGACCUCGACGGCCACCACCAGCUCGACGAGCAGCUCGGUGACGACCGGCUCGGCAACGACCACCUCGAUCACUACCACAUCGCGCAGCACCACAUCAGGCACAAGCUUGUCAUCCACAAUCACCAGCAUGUCAAUCACCACCACGUCGAGCAGCACCGCUUCGGGCACAAGCACCUCAAGCAUCACGGCAACCUCGACCCUCACGCCGUGCGUGGAUGUAGUGCCGGAUCAGCUCGGAUACACGGGGGUGCUUGGCUGGGAAGACAGCAACGGCUUCGCCUGCGAGUGGUACUUUGACAACGCCUGCUUCCCGGGCACCAGCCUCGCGGCCAGCUUCGCGAACUACGGCAUGACGGCGAGCGAAGCGUGCUGCGCCUGCGGCGGCGGGAUGAACGGAUACUCAUCUACGACGGAGACUGGCACCACCACCUCGCACUGCGAAGACUGGAGGCCUGCUUCAGAAGACUAUUGGUACGUCGACAGCACGAGCCAAGACUGCAGCUACCUCGCGUACUUCUGCCAGAAGGACAUCGCCUCCGUGGUCAGCUUCGGGCACACCGCCACGGAGGCCUGCUGCUAUUGCGGCGGCGGGACAGGUUUUACCUCCACGCGCACCUCUGUCACUGACAGCUCAAGCAGCACCAUCUCGGCCACCACGAGCACCACGGAUGUCACCUACACGUUCACGCUUUCAUCUUCUACUACGAUCACUUCGACGACUUCCACUUCGUCUCCGACCACCCACUCGUCAUCCACUAGCACCACCGCCUCGUCCGUCACGCGGUGCGAGGAUUGGGUCCCUCUCAUGAUGGGGCUCACGGAGAACGCGUGGUACGACUCCGGAGGCGCC